Molecule: messenger RNA, 2137 nt
Organism: Jatropha curcas
Lineage: Eukaryota; Viridiplantae; Streptophyta; Magnoliopsida; Malpighiales; Euphorbiaceae
Product: Tetratricopeptide repeat (TPR)-like superfamily protein
Cellular component (GO): mitochondrion
Molecular function (GO): protein binding
Source: RefSeq, a predicted model, not a curated record
CGUAAUUUCAGAUCUUUAUCUUCAAAACCCAAUCCCAAAAUCUCUGCUCUACUCUUCACGUAGCAUUUCUCCAGAAACCCCAAAUUCAACAAUGCUUCUUCAACCGUCUCUGCAUCACCAGAAGGCGUCACUUUCAUCAACGAUCUCCUACUCGCAACCCCUCCCAGGGAAAAAUCCGGAUUUUGCCCUUCGCCAAACAAUAAAUUUCCGGAAACUUCCAAUCACAUGCAAAAUCUCAAUCUCACAAGUGCACAACUAUGGAACUGUUGAUUAUGAGAGAAGACCAAUGAUGAACUGGAACUCUAUCUACCGAAAAAUCUCUUUGAUGGAAAAUCCUGGAUUGGGCGCUGGGACCGUCUUGAAUCAAAUUGAGAAAAACGGCAAGAAGUUAACUAAAUGGGAGCUUUGUAGGGUUGUUAAGGAACUGAGGAAGUUCAAGCGGUACAAGCAAGCUCUGGAGGUUUAUGAUUGGAUGAACAACAGAGAAGAGAGGUUUAGAGUAUCUGCUAGUGAUGCAGCAAUUCAAUUGGACCUUAUUGCUAAAGUGCGUGGAGUUUAUAGUGCUGAAGAUUUUUUUUUUAGGCUUCCAGAUUCUGUGAAGGAUAGGAGGAUAUAUGGAGCUUUGCUGAAUGCCUAUGUGAGAGCUAAAAUGAGAGAAAAGGCAGAAUGCUGGAUUGAUGACAUGAGAAAUAAAGGUUAUGCCAACCAAGCACUUCCAUUCAAUGUGAUGAUGACUCUAUACAUGAACCUCAAAGAAUAUGAUAAAGUUGAUAUGUUGAUUUCAGAAAUGGUGGAGAAAAACAUACGACUUGAUCUAUAUUCCUAUAACAUUUGGUUAUCGUCUCGUGGAUCCCAAGGAUCUGUAGAAAGGAUGGAAGAAGUGUUUCAGCAAAUGAAACUGGAUAAAAACGUUACUCCCAACUGGACAACAUUUAGCACAAUGGCUACAAUGUACAUCAAGAUGGGGCAGUUGGAAAAAGCUGAAGAUUCCCUGAGGAGGGUUGAGAGCAGAAUCACAGGUCGGGAUCGGAUGCCUUAUCACUAUCUCCUAAGUCUAUAUGGUAAUGUUGGUAAUAAAGAAGAGGUUUAUCGUGUAUGGAACAUUUACAAAUCAGUUUUUCCCAAUAUUCCAAAUUUGGGAUAUCAUGCUAUUAUAUCAUCUCUGAUUCGAGUGGGUGACAUUGAAGGGGCAGAGAAGACUUAUGAGGAAUGGCUGCCAAUUAAGACAUCCUAUGACCCUAGAAUAGGAAAUCUUCUUAUGAGUUGGUAUGUGAAAGAGGGAAAUUUUGACAAGGCUGAAAAUUUCUUUAACCAUAUGGCAGAUGCUGGGGGAAAGCCAAAUGCAAAUACGUGGGAGAUUCUUGCAGAUGGUCAAAUCAAAGAGAAGAGAGUUCCCGAGGCCUUGUCUUGCUUUAAGGAAGCUUUUAUUGCUGAAGGAGCGAGUAGUUGGAAACCGAAGCCUGUACUUGUCUCAGCGUUCUUUAACCUGUGUGAGGAAAAAGCUGACAUGGCAAGUAAGGGAGUUUUCGAGGAUUUAUUGAGGCAGUCAGGAUAUCUUGAAGAUGAAACAUAUGCAUCUCUUCUCAAAUUGUCUAUCACCAGCAGCAAUAAACUGUCAACUGAGAAUGAUAAUGAGGAGAAUGAAGUGCUUCUCAGCCAGAUGGAGGGCAGUCUUUGACAUGUUAUGGCUUCCUCGUGUAUAUGGGGAGAUUGUUGGUUUAGGCCUCACAUGCUGGGAAAAGUGUUUAAGCUCAAAUUUUCAAGGUAUUUUACUAUAUUUGCAUGGUCCAACUGGAAAAUUUUGUUCUCAGCCAGUGGUAGCCAGUAAUUUUCAGUUUUUCUGGUACAGCAACGUCGAGAGGCUUGUUACAACUCAUGUGCUUUUCUUCUUCAUAUUUGUACAUUGCUUUCCUCCUCUUUUUGGUAGUUUAUGGGGCCAAGUCCUACAUUUUUAUAGCAUAAAGUAAAUCUAUGAUUGAUUUUGUGUCUCACUAGAGGCAAAUUCUCACAAUUAAGCUAGAGCCAGCAUUCAACACGUGGAAAACAUUGUACUACUUGUUCCAUAAUUUGCAAAUAUGAAACUGGUAUGGAUUGUAGACCAUCUAAACUCGAUAAAUGGUUGGUGCUUCACUAAUAA